This is a messenger RNA of Schistosoma margrebowiei, 2616 nucleotides long. Lineage: Eukaryota; Metazoa; Platyhelminthes; Trematoda; Strigeidida; Schistosomatidae. The record is from the annotation of a GenBank genome assembly.
CAUUUUUGAAGGUCGUUACAAUUUUGAACUCAGGGUCACUAAGCUGGCUCUUGAAGUGGACUGCUUGCCUCUCUACAUUUUUGGAUUUUAAACUAUCAAAGUUUAACGGCCAUGCAUGAAUUAGUCAGCGUAUUCCUUCUUGGUUACGCUUGGUAAUCCACUUCGUACUGUCCAUUGUGUGUUUCAAUUCAAGCCAUGCUUCCAAAUUUACCCAUGCGAUUAGUAAAGAAUCUUGUGAAUUUUCCGGCUGUUGUUAGACAAUCUAUUAUUGAAUCGUAUGAAAAACUAAAAUCUACGGACUAUCGUCGACUUUAUGAAAUUUACGAUAAUCUAACUGGAUUGGAUCGUGUUAGAUCCUUACAUGUUGGAGUCGCUGAAGCUGAAAGAAACUUCGUACAGAAACAAGUCGAAAGAAGAGCUUGUCAAACGGAAGUGUUUCAGUUAGAAGAAGCUAGAAAUCAAAUUAACAUUCAACUAGAUAGUGUUAAACGUAGUGAUGAAAGUUUUUUGAAAUUAGUUACAGAGUUGCAUGAGCUUUCACGUCAACACCAACAAGCUCGUGAUAAGUUAACAUCUAUUGAAUUAGCUGAACAAGUAACAUUUGAACAAUUCUCUAGUAUUCUACGUCAUUCACAAGCUGAAGAACGCAUUCAAGCUAGCCGAAUGCGACAAUGGACUGUUGGAUUUAGUUUAGCUGCUGGUUUGAUUGGUUUUAGCGCUACAUGGAUACGUUUUCGUCAACUUGAUAAGCAAAAUGCAUCAUCACUUCGCUUAACUUCUGCUACUGGUCAGCCAACUACUGAGUACUCCUUCCAAAAUAUAACUUCCAGUCUUCACUCAUCUAAUCAGAGAUUAAAAACAACAUUGGAUGACUUAAAUCAAAUAAAAAAUAAUUUGAACGAUUUGGUCAAAACACUGAAAGAAAAUUUGAAUAUGAAUAUUACAAAGAUUCAUGAAGGUUUGUCUAUACUACUUCAGUUGAUUGUACUCCUUGGAAAUAUUAUGAUGCCCAAUAUAGUCAGUUCACGAAGUGAUUCUUAUGGAUGACACCUUAUGAUUACAAAUGAAUCUUCGAAGACAUCUGUAUGCUUCCCUAAUUGUCAGUAUAAAUCGUAGUUCCUCGUUUUACGUACUUUCUAAUGAUAGGUAUUACGAUGAAAUUCAUUUUUAGCGUAUUAAAAGUGAUCUUUUUGUAGAGUUCUACGAACUAUGAAAAUCUGCAAGUUAGAUUGAACACAAUACUACUCAUCUAUUCUAUCAGUGGACUCUUUCCUUCUUUACACCUCACUUUCCGGAUAACAGUUUCGUCUAUUUGAACCAUUCGACCGACAUUUUCAAGUUUGUAGUUUUAGAAUCGACAUAAUUUCAAAGUGAAUAUCUAAUAAAUUGUCAUUGCACUCUUGAUACUCCGGUGAUCCGCUGGUGUCCUCAUUAGUCAUAAUUAGUACAUGAUCUGUCUGCAUUGGUACUGCUUUCUUUAUCCAAUACACAGUACAGCACUAUACUACCUCAUCCCAUGAGACUGUGCUUUUUUGUAAUUAUUCAGUUUUCAUAACCAGAAGUAGUAAUAGUUCUGAUUAGUCUAAAAUCUUGCGAAUACUGAAUAAUAGAAUUAUUGAAAUUCCCAAUGAAUUGAUCUAAAGUGAUUAUUUUAGUUUCAAAUACACAUGGCCUCUGAAACAUGAUUGGUUCAUCGGCCAAGUAUAGUUUCUUCAAUUUGUUAAGCUUAGUUUUCAUCAACAAUUUUGGUAGGACUUACGUUUUGUUUUAUCCAAACUAUUUUUUAACUAGACACUAGAAUAUCUCCUUAUCUUUCCAUUUUACUACGGGUCUAUUCAAUCUCGUCUAGAAGUUCGUGUUAUCCUUUACCUAUAAGAACAGGCCCUCAAAUGUCGAAGGUGAGGAGAUUCAGCUCGCUCGCUCUUGAAAUGCUCUCAUACAGAAAGUUGUUGUUUACAAAAUUGAGAGUAAGAAAAGUGGAUGUACCGUACCUAGACUGUGUUGGUGGUUACGGAGGGUCCACCUAAGGGAGUUGGGAAACUCCAACCCCAAGCUAGUAGUACAUACGGGCUCCAAAAUCCUGAGGAAAUAAAUAAGGUAUAAACUUAUUGUUGGCUAUUGGUUACCAUGGAACUGGAUCUCCUAACCUUGCUGCACUGCCUUGUGAAUUAAACCUCUUAACUUAAAGCUCGCGGAGUGGUUCUUUAAGAAGACCACCUGUUUCAAUUUUUGCACCGGAACAUUAAUAUAUCCCAUAGGAAAAUUUUUGUGGUGCAUAUAUAUGUUAGUCCUUCUUUGUACCAAUGUUUAUGUGUUUAAAAUAAAUAAACAAAUCAUAAAAAAAUAUACGAAUAGUGUAGCGAUUAGACGACAGUUGAUAGCUAUAAAAAGAACGUUCUAUGUAGUAAAGCUGUGAUUAGCAUUCAUUGAUAGAAAUUCAUUUUGUAUAUUUGUUAGAUAUAAGCUCUUUCUCAUGGUCAUUCUUAUACCUUUUUGUGCUAACAGUUGACUGUUAUUACUGAAUUCAUCACAUGAGAUGUGAUUUUUUCCUUAAAUAUACGUUAAUUAUUAUUAGUUAUCAUAGGGAAUCAUGAAUGGAUUCACUAAUUCAUUCAC